CGGCGGGGGGGCCGCUCCGCAGUUCGCGGUCUGCCGGCGCCCCGGCACACACCGAGCGCUGGAGGCUCCGCCGCGCCGCCUGCCAACCCGGGAUCUACCUCCGUGAUUUUCUAGCCCCGUUUUUCUUGGUUUUGGUUUUUUUUUUUUUUUUCCUCCCCAUCACCCGUUUUCCUCAAUCUUGGAUAAUUCUUGGGGUGCUGGGGAAUUUUGGGAUUUUUUUCUAAGAGGGGGGUGUCUGGGCAUCUCCCCCCCGCGCCCGCUGCCUUGGUCCACCUGCCCUUGCGCCUUUUUUGUUUUCUUUCCCCCUGUCUCUCCACCAAACCCGGGCUGAUGUGCUGUGCGAGAGGCUGGAAAUGGAAGUGUUGAUGCUCUGGCUUUUCCCCUGGAUAUUUCAGUGCGUUUCGGUGCGGGCGGACUCCAUCAUCCACAUUGGUGCCAUUUUCGAAGGCAAUGCUGCCAAGGACGAUGAAGUGUUCAAGCAGGCGGUGUCGGAUCUGAACCUCAAUGACGACAUCCUCCAGAGCGAGAAAAUCACUUACUCCAUCAAGCUCAUAGAGGCCAACAACCCCUUCCAUGCGGUGCAGGAAGCCUGCGACCUGAUGACCCUGGGCAUCUUGGCGCUGGUGACGUCGACGGGCUGCGCAUCAGCCAACGCGCUGCAGUCGCUGACGGACGCCAUGCACAUCCCGCACCUGUUCGUGCAGCGCAGCACGGGCGGCUCCCCGCGCACGGCCUGCCAGCUCAACCCCAGCCUGGAGGACGAGGAGUACACGCUGGCCGCGCGCCCGCCCGUGCGCCUCAACGACGUCAUGCUCAAGCUGGUCACCGAGCUGCGCUGGCAGAAGUUCAUCGUCUUCUACGACAGCGACUACGAUAUACGUGGACUGCAGGGAUUUCUGGACCAGGCCUCCAGGCUGGGACUUGAUGUAUCAUUACAAAAAGUGGACAGGAACAUCAGCAGAGUGUUUUCCAACCUUUUCACCACCAUGAAAACGGAGGAGCUGAACCGCUACCGGGACACCUUGCGAAGGGCCAUCCUCCUCCUGAGCCCACGGGGAGCCCAGACUUUCAUUAAUGAGGCUGUGGAAACCAACCUUGCAUCAAAGGAUAGUCACUGGGUCUAUGUAAAUGAGGAAAUCACUGAUAAUGAAAUAUUAGAGUUGGUGCAUAGUGCUCUGGGGAGGAUGACAGUGAUUCGGCAGAUUUUCCCUCUGGCAAGGGACAACAACCAGAGGUGCAUGAGGAACAACCACCGAAUAUCCUCACUGCUCUGUGAUCCACAGGAAGGCUACCUUCAGAUGCUGCAGGUUUCCAACCUGUACCUGUAUGACAGUGUGCUCAUGCUGGCCAAUGCUUUCCACAGAAAACUGGAGGACAGGAAAUGGCACAGCAUGGCAAGUCUGAACUGCAUGAGGAAAUCCACCAAACCUUGGAAUGGAGGAAGAUCCAUGCUAGAGACUAUUAAGAAGGGCCAUAUAACUGGGCUGACUGGUGUUAUGGAGUUCAGAGAAGAUGGAGCCAACCCCUAUGUCCAAUUUGAAAUACUGGGCACCAGCUACAGCGAAACAUUCGGCAAAGACGUGCGGAGGCUGGCGACGUGGGACUCUGAGAAAGGCCUGAACGGCAGCCUCCAAGAGCGGCGUCUGGGCAACGACCUGCAGGGAGUGACACUCAAAGUGGUGACUGUCUUGGAAGAACCUUUUGUGAUGGUGGCAGAGAACAUCCUUGGGCAGCCAAAACGAUAUAAAGGAUUUUCCAUCGAUGUCCUGGAUGCCCUGGCCAAGAAUCUGGGCUUCAAGUAUGAGAUAUAUCAAGCUCCUGAUGGCAAGUAUGGACACCAGCUCCAAAACAGCUCCUGGAAUGGAAUGAUUGGAGAACUCAUUAACAAGAGAGCAGACCUGGCCAUCUCAGCCAUCACCAUAACGCCCGAGCGGGAGAGCGUGGUGGACUUCAGCAAGCGCUACAUGGACUAUUCCGUGGGCAUCUUAAUCAAGAAGCCCGAGGAGAAGAUCAACAUCUUCUCCCUCUUCGCUCCUUUCGACUUCGCGGUGUGGGCCUGCAUUGCGGCGGCCAUCCCCAUCGUGGGCGUGCUGAUCUUCGUGCUGAACCGCAUCCAGGCGGUGCGGGCGCAGGGCGCGGCGCAGCCCAGCCCCUCCGUGUCCUCCACCCUGCACAGCGCCAUCUGGGUCGUGUACGGAGCCUUCGUGCAGCAAGGGGGUGAAUCCACUGUCAAUUCUGUGGCGAUGCGCAUUGUCAUGGGAAGCUGGUGGCUCUUCACCCUUAUUGUGUGCUCUUCCUACACAGCAAAUUUAGCAGCAUUUCUCACAGUAUCAAGGAUGGAUAAUCCCAUAAGAACAUUUCAGGAUCUGUCCAAACAAAUGGAUAUAUCUUAUGGCACAGUCAGGGACUCAGCAGUGUAUGAAUACUUUAAAGCAAAAGGGACCAACCCUUUGGAGCAGGAUAACACAUUUGCUGAACUGUGGAGGACUAUCAGUAAGAAUAAUGGGGCAGAUAAUUGUGUAUCAAACCCUUCUGAAGGCAUCAGGAAGGCAAAAAAGGGAAAUUAUGCUUUCCUGUGGGAUGUGACAGUGGUGGAAUAUGCUGCACUGACAGAUGAUGAGUGCUCUGUGACAGUCAUUGGAAACAGCAUCAGCAGCAAAGGAUAUGGGAUAGCACUCCAGCAUGGAAGUCCCUACAGAGAUCUUUUCUCCCAGAGGAUCCUAGAGUUGCAAGAAAGUGGAGAUUUGGAUGUUCUUAAGCAGAAGUGGUGGCCACGGAUGGGACGCUGUGACCUGAAUAGCCAUACCAAUGCACAGACAGAUGGGAAGGCACUCAAGCUGCACAGUUUUGCAGGAGUUUUCUGCAUUUUAGCAAUAGGCCUUCUUCUUGCUUGCUUGGUGGCAGCAUUGGAGUUGUGGUGGAACAGCAACCGUUGUCAUCAAGAAACACCGAAAGAGAUACAGCAUGGGCAGCAGCAGUGCAAACUUCCCCUCAUUGCCCCACCAAUGUGCCUCAGCCCUGACCUGGAGAGACCACCUUUAGGGGACAAAGAAGUGAACCUGGAGCAGGUGCACAGACGCAUGAACAGUUUAAUUGAUGAAGACAUAGCCCACAAGCAGAUCUCCCCAGCGUCCAUCGAGAUCUCGGCGCUGGAGAUCGGGGGCAUGCAGCCAGCCCAGACCCUGGAGCCGGUUCGCGAGUACCAGAACACGCAACUUUCUGUCAGCACCUUUUUACCAGAACAGACAACUCAUGGUGCCAGCAGGACACUGACAGCUGCCUCGGGCAGCAACCUGCCGCUGCCCCUGAGCAGCUCAGCCACCAUGCCCUCCAUACAGUGCAAACACAGGUCACCCAACGGAGGACUAUUCCGGCAGAGCCCCGUCAAAACCCCGAUCCCAAUGUCAUUCCAGUCCGUGCCGGGGGGAGUCAUCCCAGAGGCGAUGGAGCCCUCGCACGGAACAUCCAUAUGAUGAAAACAAACAGUACAAACAACCAGCAGAGAUUUUUAAUACAAAAUUUAAAAGAAACAAAAAAAAAAAAAAAAAAGAAAAAGAAAAUGAACUCUUACAUUUUUCUUGUAUAUACUUGUAAAUAAUGAAAGAAUGAAGUGGGGUAAAAGUGUAUUUUGAAUAUUCCCAAUUUUCGAAGUAAGUAAAAAACAAAACAAAAAACAAACAAAAAUGUAUGAAUGACUUUGUAAAUUUUGUUCUAUAUGAAUAAAAAGGCAAACUACUUGUGGUCGUUCUCAAGUGCCAAAGAAGACCUGUUACUGGGACUGAGGGCCAUACUUUUCUUUUUUCCCAUGGAUUUCAACACUUAUUCCCUUACAGGUAUGGUAUUUUUAAGAGCAAAAAAAUUAUCUCUUUCUUGCUAGAAAAAUUCACCAUGCUCAGAUUUCUCCUUUCCCCAGAACCCUGUUUUAUAGCCAAGAUGACAAUUCACUCAGAGAACUUAGCAGCUGGUAUUAGCAUAGCAGUAAAAAAUGCUUUAAAGGUGAAUUAUAACUCAAAUCCAACAAACAAUAAACAGACAAUACUUUCCUUCUAACAAGGAUCUAAACUUCCACACAGUUUCUAAAUUUAAGCACAGGAUUAUUGGAUUGUGGUUUUACUGUCUGCUGUGCUGUGUGGCUCUUUUUAUUUAACUUUCUGUGUUUUGUUAUACAUAUAUAUAUAAUAUAUAUUAUAUAUAUUAUGACGUAUAUAUUAUAUAUAUAAAUGCUUUGAUGAACAACAGGUUUUAGGUUAAGGGAAAAGCUUUUAAGAAGAACUGCUCAGCUUUUUUGUUUCUUGUGUACAUGACUGAAAAUGGGGAGGAACCAAUGGAGUGAGGCAAGGAGGAACUAUAAAGGCAGGAGAUAAUGGCACUGCAGUGCCUGUGCCCUCUGGUGCCAUCUCUUUCUCUAAGAUUUCCCUGAAUUUGUUGUAUAAUGGAUGCAAUGCUCCCUGCUGAAAUCAUAUCCCUGGAUGACAAGACUAUAAGCACAGCUCUGCUUUUUUUCCAUUGAUUUUGUAAAGAGAAACAUUUUAAUGGCCAUGUCUAUAAUUGUAGUAGAAAUGGCUGUACAAAGCCUUUUUUUUUUUUGCUGUAAAACACAGAGGACAAAGAUAGAGCAACACAUAUCACUUAUUUAAUGUCUUGUCAUGCAAAUAUUACCAGUGCAAUUCGUAUGACAAGAAAAAACCAAACCAAAAAAUCUAACAUUGUUUCCUUCCCAAACUGAAGUUUAAAUGCCAAACAUAAUGGAUCCCUGUUCCCCCUCCUGCUCUUCCUGGACCAUCACUCUCUUUCAAAAUUGGGAUAAUUUAAUGUCUUCUCAAAUUUAUCCCUAAUACUAGAUUGUAAUUUCCCUUUGCAGUUGGAUUUCUUCACUUUAUUAGAGCACUGCUGUUUGGAAAAGGCUGUAGAUCCUGGUGCGGCAAAAUCACUAUCUACAUUAGGGUGAAAAAUUGUUUGAACAGAGGUAAAAAUGCAUUCCAAUCCCAGGAAUGUCAGCAGGAAAUCUGGGUCAGGUUUUUGGGUAAAUAAACAUUCCAUUCACUUCUCCUAAUUUGAUUUGCAUAAUUACACAACACGUAUAUUUAUGGGGUGAUUAAAGUCCCCACAUUUUGACAUUUCUACUUGAAGCAGUAGGGAGGAAAAGUCAAACUGUGACAUAAACCCAGCCUUAUAGAAGAGAAGAGUCUAUUCAGCCUAACACUUUUUAAAUGAGGAAUAUUGAUGAUGGGCUUACAGGAGGAGUACUCUUAGAGGGAUUCAUUUGUCAAUUGUCAAGCUGGUUUCUCAUGAAGAUGGUGCAAUUUUGUAGCUUGGCACAAAUUGCACUAUUUGCUGACUGGAUUUAUGCUAUUUGGAGGUUUAGCCCACAAAAACUUUGGAUUUUUUUUUUCUUCUUUUGUCAUAUUGUUUUUCUUUUUGUUGUCUUAACAAACCUAUGACCAUAGGAAAAAAAUAUCUUCUAUAAAUACACCAAUUAGUUAUGGCAGAAAUAGCUGCACUAAAAGACUAUAUACACACAGAAAUUUGUAAAGAUGCUUUGGAGAAAGAGUGCAAGCAUUUGUGUUGGAAAAAUCUCUCAUUUUGUGACCAAUUUAAGAUUUUAGCUGCAGCAGAGGAACGUGCUGCAGAAAAGGUGCAAGGAGGUGCUUGAGUGGCCACAAGGGUGUGAUCUGUUGUGGCACACAAACCUGCUGGAGGUGUCCUGAGCUGCUGCUGUGCUGUUACUCACAAAACAUGCUGCUGACUUGCUGCAGCAAAGCCCAGAGCAGGGGCUUGAAACCCUCUUUUACUGAGGCAUCUUUGCUUUCAUGUUAGAUCUUUUUCAUAUUAUAGACUAAAGCACUGUAAUUUUAACUGACCUGCAUUUGUGGAAGAAAUUGUGAAUACAAUAUAUUUUGGGGAUAAACUUUAGCAUUUUUCAUAUUCAGUGUUCUCCUCCUGGCUUACUCUUGCUGUGUGCUGUAAAGUUUGGAAGUGUGGUCUAACAUAUCAAUGAUGUCAGAGCUCCUUUAUUCUCAUGCACAGGAUGUGACUCACCUGUUUGAAUGCUUUGCAGGACUACAUUUACGAUGAGCAGCAUCUUGAAGAAUCAAACCACGCAGCCCUCUUUCAGAAAAGCAUUUAAGCAUGUGUGAGCCCUGCGGGGUGCACCUGCAUUAUGCACAGGUGAAGUGCAUUGCUGAUUAAUGGUGGAGUUAAAACACAGGUCUCAAAUUAAAUAUGUGCCUAAUUUUAAGCAGGUGAGUGUGCUGGCCAAACUACUUGGGAGUACUCAGCUGCUUUAAGUUAACCUUAAGUUUUGAGUGCUUUGCUGCACCAGGGUCUACACUGCAAAACUAGGAAUCUGCAAUGGAUCUCUCACUGUCUAGAAAUUAUUUGUUUAUAUAAAAGUUAGCAAGUCAUAGGUUGAGCCUGUCAGCCCUGACAGGAAGCUGUUAAAUCCUUCAUGUGCUAGUGGUUUGGUUUUAGAUUAUUUAAGCAAAUCACCAGGUUCUCCUUGAACAUAAACAAUGUUUCUUUCCCCAUAACUUUCAGUUUUGAAAGUAAAUGCAGAAUGUAUGAUUUUCAUA
Molecule: messenger RNA, 6572 nt
Organism: Zonotrichia albicollis (white-throated sparrow)
Lineage: Eukaryota; Metazoa; Chordata; Aves; Passeriformes; Passerellidae
Gene: GRID1
Product: glutamate ionotropic receptor delta type subunit 1
Biological process (GO): monoatomic ion transport
Cellular component (GO): membrane
Molecular function (GO): signaling receptor activity; ligand-gated monoatomic ion channel activity
Source: RefSeq, a predicted model, not a curated record